Molecule: messenger RNA, 2855 nt
Organism: Podarcis muralis (Common wall lizard)
Lineage: Eukaryota; Metazoa; Chordata; Lepidosauria; Squamata; Lacertidae
Product: olfactory receptor 5J3-like
Biological process (GO): G protein-coupled receptor signaling pathway
Cellular component (GO): membrane
Molecular function (GO): G protein-coupled receptor activity; olfactory receptor activity
Source: RefSeq, a predicted model, not a curated record
AGGUGGGGAAGGAAACUGGGUGAUGGAAUGCUGAUCAGGAAUACUGCAGACUGCAACACUUUGUUGCUGACCCCACGUGUGCAUUUGUACCAAGGAAACAUUGCAGAGGAAUCCACACAAAAUUCAUUCAGGGACCAGCGUCACCGUGAUGCAAACAGGAAACAUCACGUUGGUGAACAGGUUCCUACUCACAGGGCUAACAGACCUUCCUCAGGUGGAAAUUGCCCUCUUUGUGAUCUUCUGUGCUGUCUAUGCCACCACUCUGGUGGGGAAUCUGGGCAUGAUUCUCUUAAUCAGGUCCACCUCACAACUUCACACCCCCAUGUACUUCUUACUUGGCAACCUGUCUUUCUUGGACAUCUGUUACUCCUCAUCUGUCACCCCAAAGUUCCUAACCAAUCUCUUAAAAGUUAAAAAAGAAAUUUCUUUUGCUGGUUGUUUUACUCAGCUUUUCUUUUAUGCUGCAUUUGGCACCACUGAGGGUUACCUGCUGGCAGUGAUGGCCUAUGACCGCUAUGUGGCUAUCUGCAACCCACUGCUCUACUUAAUCACCAUGUCCCAAAGAAAGUGUAUGCAGCUAGUAGGUCUUUCCUAUGCAGCUGGGACAGUAAAUGCUUUGGUGCACACUGUUGCUGCAUCAAGGCUAUCGUUUUGUGGAGCAAACAUCAUUAAUAAUUUUUACUGUGAAAUUCCUCCCAUACUGGAGCUGGCCUGCUCAGACAUCAAUAUCAAUGAAAUUUUGCUCUCGGUAAACAUCACACUGGUGGACAGCUUCAUACUCACAGGGCUAACAGACCUUCCUCAGGUGGAAAUUGCCCUCUUUGUGAUCUUCUGUGCUGUCUAUGCCACCACUCUGGUGGGGAAUUUGGGCAUGGUUCUCAUAAUCAGGUCCAGCCCACAAUUGCAAACCCCCAUGUACUUCUUACUUGGCAACCUGUCUUUCUUGGACAUCUGUUACUCCUCAUCCGUCACCCCAAAGUUCCUAAGCAAUCUCUUAAAGGAGAAGAAAGUAAUUUCUUUUGCUGAUUGUUUUACUCAGCUUUUCUUUUAUGGUGCAUUUGCCACCACAGAGUGUUACCUGCUGGCAGUGAUGGCCUAUGACCGCUACGUGGCUAUCUGCAACCCACUGCUCUACUUAAUCACCAUGUCCCAAAGAAAGUGCAUUGAGCUAGUUGCUCUUUCCUAUGUGGCAGGGACAGUAAAUGCUUUGGUGCACACUAUUGCUGCAUCAAGGCUAUCCUUUUGUGGUCCAAACAUCAUUCAUAAUUUUUACUGUGAAGUUCCUCCCAUUCUGCAGCUGUCCUGCUCAGACAUUAGUCUCAAUGAAAUUUUGAUGUUCAUCUUUGUUGGGUUCAAUAUUAUAGCAACCACUUCGACUAUUCUCUCCUCUUACACUUAUGUUCUGGUCACUAUUUUAAAGACCCACUGUGCUAGGAGCCGAAGAAAAGCCUUUUCCACCUGCACAUCUCACCUCAUGGUUGUCACCAUUUUUUAUGGAUUUGGUAGCCUCAUGUAUGGAAGACCCAGUUCUAGGCAGAACCACCACCUUGACAAAAUAGCCUCUGUGUUCUAUGUAGUGGUGACUCCCAUGCUGAACCCUUUGAUCUACAGUCUGAGGAACCAAGAGGUCAGAAGUGCCUUCCGAAAAACGUUGGGAAGGAAAAUUGUGUUUUACCAAAGGUUUUUUAUAAAAUAGAUGGUGGCCCCUACUUCCAGGACUUUUGCUUUCCUUACAACAUCUCUACAUGUUGUAAUUUAAGAAAGGGACGGGCAAGAACUUUGGGCCAGGUUGUUUGACUCAUUUAUCUUUCUGUGGCCCUAAUGUUAUUGGUCAUUUUAACUUGGAAGGUACGCCACUCUUACAACUUUCCUGUUCCUGUAAAAGUGUCAAUAAGUGUGUUGGGUUUGCAUUUGUUCGCUUAAACCCGAUAAGCACCCAUUUGACAGCCCUUACCUCUUAUGCUUCUCCCAUUAUCACUAUUUUGAGAAUCCGCUCAGCUGAGAGGAAAGGCAGAAAGCCUUCUCCACCUGCUCCUCUCACCUGCUGGCUGUCAUCAUCCUUUAUGGCAGCUCGAACCUUAUGUAUCUCCAACUUAAUACAUCAACAAAGGGAAACAAAGUGGCCUCUCUGAUGUAUGCUGUGGUAAUCCCCAUGCUAAACUUUCUCAUCUACAGCUUGAGGAAUAAGGAAGUGAAGAUUGCUUUGAGACGUGUAUUUCCUAAAGAUGUCAAUGAUUCGUAUUUAGAUAAAACUUUGUUUAUGGACUGCUGUGUGAUUGCCGCUGUGUAGCUGGCUGAUGUUUGACUGGAACACUAACAUGUGAGGGGAGGUCACGGUGGAAGCACAUCACAGUGAGUCAGAAGCAAGGCCAUGAACAGAUAUUUCCAGGACUACAUUCCAAUAUAACAUGUUCCAUAACCACCUCAUCUGAAAGAACCAAGAGCAGAGUUUAGCAUCUGCUCAGUGAAACCUACAAGACUCAAGGGGCAUCUUCUUUGAGGAACAGAACAGCCAAGAAACUGUAGGGCUUGCUAAACCUCCUGCUGUGUAAAUCUAAGUGGUGUGCAAGGACUACUUUAUUGUGUUUUCAUAAUAGCCCCCAAAGAUCUGUUGAGAAGUCAGAUUGUCCCCAUGUGAGCUCAGUCCCUCUGCCCUGUUCCCAACCACAGGGUUUUAAGCAGCAAUUAAACAUGCAGUCAAGGUAGAAGGAGACACAUAUAGGCAACCUGUGAUAGCUCCUCCUGUUCCUCAUCGUCACCAUCUUACACCCCCGGAUUGUUUUGAGGUAGGCCUGUGCUGCCUCAGGAUGAUCUUACAAUGCUGCAGCUAUGGGACGACGACGAUGACGAUUGAU